This is a messenger RNA of Gopherus flavomarginatus (Mexican gopher tortoise), 915 nucleotides long. RefSeq lists its product as uncharacterized. The transcript is spliced from 2 exons. Lineage: Eukaryota; Metazoa; Chordata; Testudines; Testudinidae. The record is from RefSeq and is a predicted model, not a curated record. Bases 87 to 836 code for a protein of 249 amino acids.
AGAAAUCAUAUAGUGUCGUGCUCUCUUAUUUGUCAGUGUUUGAUUUUGCAAAGGGACACAUUUCUGUUUAGCCAAAGUGAGCAGAGAUGCCUCGUACUUGUGUGAAGAGUGCAGAUAACUUCUGCUAUGUUUGUGGUGAAGUGACUUUUGCAUCACAAAAGCGCAGUGUAACCACUAUGGUUAAGAAAGCCUAUCACCUUGAUUUUGGCUGCAAAAUUGGAGAUCAGGACAAGAGGUGGGCCCCACACAUAUGCUGCAACACUUGUGCAACAAAUCUUCGCCAGUGGUUGAAGAGGAAAAGGAAAUCUAUGCCUUUUGCAGUGCCAAUGAUUUGGAGAGAGCCAACAGAUCAUACCAGCAAUUGUUACUUCUGCAUAGUGCCUCCAGUUGGGAAAGGUGUGUCAAAGAAGAAAAAGUGGACUGUGCAUUAUCCAAACAUUCCAUCAGCUAUACACCCAGUACCCCACGGAGAAGGACUGUCGGUUCCUGAUGCACCAGAAUCAUUCUCACUGGAGUCAGACGAGGAAGAGGAAGAGGAUGAAACUUCUGGUCCUGAACCAUCAAUGUCACAGGACCCACAUUUUCUCCCAUCCUCCUCCUCUGAACCACACCUCAUAACACAAGGUGAACUGAAUGAUCUUGUCAGGGAUUUGGAACUAUCCAAGAGUAAGGCAGAGCUGUUGGGCUCCAGACUACAGCAGUGGAAUCUCCUGGCAGGCUAUCAGGGCAAAUGGAGCCCAUCAGUGCUUGCAGACUAUUGCUGGACAGUGACAAGAGAUGCUCCAUUUAAUGAAUACAAGAGACAAGCCAAGAAGCGCCGAGUAGACACUGAAUAGGACUAAACUAUGGACAUAAUAGUUUUUUGCCUUUUGUUUCAUAAUACAUUUUAUUUAUAUAACCCUUUUGCUGAUUUUU